Molecule: messenger RNA, 1684 nt
Organism: Polyodon spathula (Mississippi paddlefish)
Lineage: Eukaryota; Metazoa; Chordata; Actinopteri; Acipenseriformes; Polyodontidae
Product: tetraspanin-12-like
Exons: 8
Coding region: 307-1221 (304 amino acids)
Cellular component (GO): membrane
Source: RefSeq, a predicted model, not a curated record
GUCAUUGGUUUUCUGUAAAGUGCAGUGCAAUACACAAUAUAAAUCCAUCAUUCUAGCUAAAAAGAAAAAGAAAGAAAGAAAACAAAUGUUCAGAUGACUGCAAAUCUUCCCACUAAGGAAUAACUUUAAACUAGUGUCAACUCGCUGGAUUUUACUAAACUUUAUCGAACAAUAACAUAGGCUAUUCAAGAAGGUCGUUAAACCACAUUUGCUGAUGAAGUUAAGACGCUGUUUGUGUAGAUAAGGUUUGGUUUGGAGGAGUAUUAAAAUGAUGAGACCUGCCCAGCAGUACCAGCAACGUUCAGAAUGUCCAGGGAAGACUCAGUGAAGUGCCUGCGCUGCCUGCUCUACGCUCUCAAUUUACUCUUCUGGUUGAUGUCAGUCUGUGUUUUGGGUGUGUCUGCCUGGAUGAGGGAUUACCUGAACAAUGUGUUUAUUUUAACCGCUGACACCAGGCUGGAGGAAGCAGUGCUUCGGACCUAUUCCCCAGUGGUGCAUCCAGUGAUGAUUGCUGUGUGCUGUUUUCUAAUCAUAGUGGGGAUGCUUGGUUAUUGUGGAACAGUGAAGGGCAAUCCACUGCUACUUUCCUGGUACUUUGGAAGUUUAUUGGUGAUAUUUUGUGUGGAGUUGGCCAGUGGUGUGUGGACCUACGAAGAAAAAAUGAUCCCUGUUCAAAGCUCUGAUAUGAUCAGUUUGAAAUCUAGAAUGCCCAAUUAUGGGUUGUCAAGGUUCCAGUGGCUAACCCAUGCCUGGAACUUCUUUCAGAAAGAGUUCAAGUGCUGUGGUGUGAUGUACUUCACUGACUGGCUGGAAAUGACAGAGAUGGAGUGGCCCCCUGACUCAUGCUGUGUUCAAGAGUUCCCUGGAUGUGCCAGGCAGGCGCACUAUGAAGAUCUGAGCGACCUCUACCAAGAGGGUUGUGGUCCAAAAAUGUAUAGUUUCAUAAGAGGCACAAAACAGCUCCAAGUCCUGAGGUUCCUGGGUGUUUCUAUAGGAGUUUCUCAGAUCCUCGCCAUGAUUCUUACAGUUACUUUGCUGUGGGCCCUCUACUAUGACAGAAGAGCUCCGAGGCCUGAUCAGAUGAUGACCUUGAAUAAUGACACCUCCCAGCACCUGCCAUGUCAUUCAGGGGAAGUGCUGAAAUCCAGCUCAACCAGGACCUUUGAACAUAGGACUACAGCUAACAAUGUCAACACAGAGUUUGAGAUGGAACAGUUUUAACUGUCCAACAACUGAAAAUGAUAUUAUUGCUGCAAAAGUCUUAUAUAUCUUAUAUAUAUAUAUAUAUAUAUAUAUAUAUAUAUAUAUAUAUAUAUAUAUAUAUAUAUAUAUAUAUAUAUAGACAAAGGAAUAAGUAACUUUAAUUGAGUCUUAACCUGACUCCCACUUGUGGCAAGAUGGCUGGCAGGGGAUGUCAGACCCGAGAGGAGACACAGUACUGGGGUAUGGAAGCGCUGAUGCUCAAGUUUUAAUAAUAAAUAAAAUAUUUAAACAAAAACAAAACACUUAACAAGCAAAACAGCAUGGUAGCCAAAACAAAACAGGCUAAACAGACACGGAACAAGCAAGCAUCGUGCUGGUGUUGAACCAGCACGGGUAGCAAUUCUUAUUUGGAUUUUAGCUUUUCUUUUUAUCUCACGACUCACGUCUUGUUCCGCCUCUGAACACACUAACCAAGUUCAGC